Messenger RNA from Arabis nemorensis, 1419 nucleotides. The record is from the annotation of a GenBank genome assembly. Lineage: Eukaryota; Viridiplantae; Streptophyta; Magnoliopsida; Brassicales; Brassicaceae.
AUGACGAAACAGCAGCAGCACAUUGCGAUAUUUACCACGGCCAGUAUUCCGUGGCUGACGGGAACUGCUGUUAAUCCUCUCUUCCGUGCUGCCUAUCUUGCAAAAGACGGGGAAAGACGGGUCACUUUGGUGAUUCCCUGGCUGACUGUGAAACACCAACUGCUUGUCUACCCAAAUGGCAUCACUUUUAGUUCCCCAUCAGAGCAUGAAGCUUAUGUCCGUCAAUGGCUUGAGGAAAGAGUCUCGUUUCCUUUAGGCUUUGAGAUACGUUUCUAUCCAGGGAAGUUUGCUACAGACAAGAGAAGUAUUCUGCCUGUUGGGGAUAUAUCUGAUGUCAUUCCUGAUGAAGAGGCAGACAUUGCUGUCCUUGAGGAGCCGGAGCAUCUCACAUGGUUUCAUCAUGGCAAAAAAUGGAAAACGAAGUUCAAUUACGUUAUAGGGAUCAUACACACAAACUACUUGGAAUACGUAAAGAGAGAGAAACAAGGCCGUCUCAAAGCUUUUCUCCUCAAGUAUUUAAACAGUUGGGUUGUUGGCAUUUACUGCCACAAGGUAAUCAGAUUAUCUGCUGCGACUCAAGAAUACCCUAAAUCUAUAGUCUGCAACGUUCACGGCGUCAACCCUAAGUUUCUCGAGAUUGGUUUGAGAAAACUAGAGCAGCAGAAGCUCCAUGAGCAGCCCUUCACUAAAGGCGCAUACUACAUUGGUAAGAUGGUCUGGAGCAAAGGUUAUAAGGAGCUUCUUAAACUACUUCAGAAACACCAAAAGGAACUCGCUGAGUUAGAGGUUGAUUUAUACGGUAGUGGGGAGGACUCCGAAGAGAUCAAAGAAGCAGCCCGAAAACUCAACCUGACAGUUAAUGUUUACCCAGGACGUGAUCAUGCUGACUCACUAUUUCACGACUAUAAAGCGUUUCUCAACCCGAGCACGACGGAUGUGGUCUGCACAACAACUGCAGAAGCAUUGGCAAUGGGAAAAAACGUAGUAUGCGCUAAUCACACAUCAAACGAGUUCUUCAAACAGUUUCCCAACUGCAGAAUCUACGACGAUGGCAAUGGUUUUGUUAGAGCCACCCUCAAGGCUCUCAGCGAACAACCAUCGCAACUAACAGAGCAACAGAGGCAUGAACUAUCAUGGGAAGCUGCUACGCAGCGGUUUAUAAAAGCCUCUGAUCUAAACCGGUUAUCAAGAGCUGAUUCAAACUUAUCAAAGAGAAGUGCCUUUGCGUCUUCGUCUAUUAGCGUAGGGAAAAACUUGGAAGAUAUGUCUGCAUAUAUCCAUUUCUUGGCGUCUGGAUUUGAAGCUUCAAGAACAGCUUUUGGAGCAAUCCCUAGAAGCUUGCAGCCAGAUGAAGAGUUGUGCAGAGAUCUUGGCUUGACUCUCAAGACUCCUUCCCGGAAUAGUCUCAAGGAAGAUUGA